AUGGAGGGCGACGGUGCCUUUACGUUCUACCGCCGUUGGCUGAGGCUCGUCGGUGUAUGGCCACUGGAGGAAAAAAACCCGCUGCAGACCCUUCGCUACUUCACGGCCGCCCUGGCAAUGGCCAGUUUAUUCGCGCACACGCUCGCGGAGAUGUACCUCAGCGAAGCGCCGAUCUCCGGGAUGGCCGACCUCCUCGUAUUCUGCUCCUCGGCGUUUGUCGCCCUCGUCAAGCACAUGUUCAUGCACCUCCACGGGGAUAAGCUGGCCGUGACCCUCAAGUCGUACCUAAACGACUGGACGGACACCAAGAACGAGGGCUUUCUGAAGAUCAUGAGGUCCCGAGUGAGGAUGUACAGGUACCAAUUUCUCGUGUACUACUCGGUGGGUUACGUCGGGACGACCUUAUUUUUCCUGCGUACCGUAGUACUGAACGCGAUGAGGCAGCGCCAGAGUACGGAUGAAGACGUCGAGUUGGCACUGGUCUGCCAAGCGUCGUACCUGUCCAAGGAAUCGGUAGCCAAGUAUUACGUGCUGAUAAUGACGAUCCAGUACCUGCAGAGCAUGUGCGUGAGCACCAGCGGGGCAGGAACCGAUUGCUUCUUCCUGGCGAUGGUGUUUCACUUGUGCGGACAGCUGGAGAUACUGAGGAAGAGGUGGAGCGACGCGGAUGCCGUGCGCUUGUUGGAUGGACCCGGUCGCAGGGGACGGGUGGUCGAGCUCAUCGAGAGGCACAGACGACUCCUGGACGUGGGGGACAAGUUGGAGAUGAGCUUUAACGGUAUCGUCGUUGUCCAGCUGUUGACCAGUAUCGUGCUGAUCUGCAUGAGCGGUUUCAGCGUUCUCGUGGCGCUGCAGGGAAGCGACUACGCGACGGUGUUGGUGAGCGUCAACUGCAUCUUGUUCAUGAUAACCGAGAGUUUCAUCUACGGGUACGCGAGCGACGAUCUGAUGGAGCAGAGCGAAAACAUCGUCCAGGCGGUGUACUCGUUCGGGUGGUACGACGCCGAUCCAGUGACCAAAAAAGACAUCGGCUUCGUGAUAAUGCGAGCUCGCUUACCUCUGCGCAUCACGGCCGGCAAGUUCUUCGCCGUCACCCGUAACACCAUCGUACAGCUGCUCAAGACGACCGCGUCGAUACUCUCCGUUAUGCGGAUCACUCUCACUGCUACUAUUGCGGAGGAGCUCCAUACAGUUUGA
Messenger RNA from Copidosoma floridanum, 1197 nucleotides. RefSeq names its product 4-vinylanisole receptor-like. The record is from RefSeq and is a predicted model, not a curated record. Gene Ontology annotation, molecular function: odorant binding; olfactory receptor activity. Gene Ontology annotation, cellular component: plasma membrane. Gene Ontology annotation, biological process: detection of chemical stimulus involved in sensory perception of smell; sensory perception of smell. NCBI's taxonomy places the organism in Eukaryota, Metazoa, Arthropoda, Insecta, Hymenoptera, Encyrtidae.